AUGCCCAUUUGGGAACGUCAAUUGGACAAGCAGUCUGCCAUUGAUCGCUCAGCGCCGAAUAGUGUGGAAUGCGAGGCGAUAUCUCAGCAGUUGUGUCUUCGGUGGAUGCGGCGAUUUGCCUUGGCCAAUCGUGUUGUACUUAGUCAUGCUCCUGCAAUCUGGUUGGCGGAGCUGAUAGUUGGUGUUUUAGAAAUAAUCGCGUCGAUCGAUUUUCCUCUGCACUGCUCGUUUUCGCGUGCUACAAUGUCUGACCAGGAAGCCACAACUGACGAUGCAACAGAGCAGAAGGUAGAGACUUUCGCCUUUCAAGCAGACACUCGCCAAUUGCUGAAUGUGCUGGUCAAUGCCCUCUACCCCACGAAAGACGUCUUCCUGCGAGAAUUGGUCUCCAACGCUUCCGAUGCUUUGGACAAGCUUCGCUACAAGAGUCUCACGCAACCGUCAGUACUUGAGACGAAUGCAGAAAUGUGCAUCAGGAUUGUGCCGAACAAGGCUGAUGCCACACUCGCCAUCAUGGACACGGGUGUUGGUAUGACGAAAGACGAGUUGGUGAACAAUUUGGGUAGAAUUGCGUACUCGGGCACGAGAGCCUUCAUGGGGGCGCUGAAAGACGGUGCCGCUGACAUGGUGAUGGCUGGUGAAUUUGGUGUGGGUUUCUACUCGGCCUUCCUUGUUGCGGACAGGGUGGAGGUUGUCUCCAAGAGUAACGAUGACGAGCAAUAUGUGUGGGAGUGGUCAGGUGGUGAGUCUUUCACCAUUCGUGCAUGGAAUGAGGAGACGUUGAAGCGUGGCACGAAGGUGAUUCUUCACAUGAAGAGGCAGCAGUGUGUGGAGUACCUGGAGCCACACGUGAUUGAAGCGAUGGUGAGGAAGUACUGUGAAUUCACCGCCUACCCGAUAAAAUUGUGCUGUGAUGAAGAAGGAAUGCGGAGUGUUAUGGACUGCGAGGAGUGGAGGAGAGAUGAGGAGGUAGUAGAUGGAGUUGUAUUGAAUAGGAUGGAGCCACUGUGGAUGCGCAGUGCAGAGGACAUCAGCAGUGAGGAGUACGGCAAGUUCUACAAGUGGUUGAGCUGUGAUUCGGAGGACCACAUGGCUGUGAAGCACUUCUCAGUUGAGGGUGAAUUGUCGUUUCGUGCACUGCUGUUCGUGCCGAGACGUCCUCCUGCAGCCUACUUUGCCAGAAACGGAAGGCGACACAACAUCAGGCUGUACGUGAAACGUGUAUUGGUCACAGAAGAGUGCGAGAGCCUGAUUCCUGACUACUUGAACUUCCUCAUUGGAGUUGUGGACUCGGAAGACCUGCCUCUGAAUCUCAGUCGUGAGGCCAUACGAGAGAGUAGUGUUGUGCGAGCGAUUGGGAAACACUUGGUGAGGAAGAGCAUUGAGUUGAUGCAGGAGAUGGCGGAGGAUGCACAGGCCUACAGUGCAUUCUAUGGAAAUUUCCAAAGGAGCAUAAAGCUGGGUGUGUAUGAGGAUAGAGGGCAUCGGCAGAAGCUAGCCAAUCUGUUGCGCUACUACUCGUCGAAGAGCGGUGAUGAGAUGAUUGGUCUGAGGGAGUACGUGUGUAGAAUGAAGGAGGGUCAAAGUGACAUCUACUGCAUGAUUGGUGAGAGCAUGGCGAGCGUGAGUGACUCGGUCUUCAUGGAGGGACUGAAGAAGCGUGAUGUUGAGGUGCUGUUAAUGGUGGAUCCGAUGGACGAGUAUGUGGUGAAUGCGAUGACUGAGUAUUUGGGCAAGAGUUUGGUGUGUGUGUCGAGGCUGGAUCUGCAGUUGCCAGAGGAAAAGGUGGAGGCGGUGGUGGCGGAGGAGGAGGGGAAGACGACGACGCAAGGGGAGUGGAUGGAGUGUGUGGUGGCUGAUUUCGAGUCGACUUGUGGGAAGAUGAAGGAGAUAUUGGGGGAGAGAGUUGAGAGCGUACGAGUGUCAAGUAGACUAACCACGUCGCCGUGUUGUGUCGUCACCUCCACCUUCGGUUGGUCUGCCAAUAUGCAGCGAAUCGGGAAGGCGCAGGCCCUGCGAAAUCCCCACUCCUUACGGAACAAUAGUGCAAAGAAGCACUUGGAGAUCAAUGCCAACGACUCGAUAAUAAUUGGUUUGAAGAAGAUGCUAUCCACUGAGGGUAUGCCGAACAAGAUAAGCAGAGAUAUGUUGGAAAUACUGUAUAACACAGCACUGUUGGAUUCGGGCUUUGUGUUGGAGGAGCCGAAGACUCACACCAACACGAUUCAUGCAUUGAUUCGGAUGUUUUUGGAGAUUCCGGAGUGUGAGAGCGUGAAGGAUGCAGAGCAGGUGACAGCUGACUCGGAUGAGGCUGCGUUGGUGCAGGCCGGCGAUGACGGUGGUGCCAUGGGUGAAGUUGGCUAG
Molecule: messenger RNA, 2364 nt
Organism: Echinococcus granulosus
Lineage: Eukaryota; Metazoa; Platyhelminthes; Cestoda; Cyclophyllidea; Taeniidae
Product: Heat shock protein
Exons: 3
Coding region: 1-2364 (787 amino acids)
Biological process (GO): cellular response to heat; protein folding; protein stabilization
Cellular component (GO): cytosol; protein-containing complex; perinuclear region of cytoplasm
Molecular function (GO): ATP binding; ATP-dependent protein folding chaperone; ATP hydrolysis activity
Source: RefSeq, a predicted model, not a curated record